AUAGCUCCCUCCACACGCAUCUUUCCAAGUUUCCCAACUUCCUAUAGCUUCUCCUUACUCUCGUGAUACCCUUCCCCCAGGACAUAACCUUCCAAAUUCUCACAGUCUCCGUCCAUCUGUCUCCUAUCCUCUCCUCUUGUUACACACACACGCACACACACACACACAACUGCCCUCAGAAUGGCAUCCUCCUUCUUCUCCCUCGAAGGCCAAACAGCCCUCGUAACAGGCGGCACCCGCGGCAUCGGCGCCGCCGUAGCCGUGGGCCUCGCCGAGGCCGGCGCGGACGUCCUCCUUGUCCAGCGCGACGAGUCCUCCCAGUCCACAAAGCAAGCCAUCGAGAAGCUCGGCCGCAAGGCCACGAUCUACACGGCGGACCUGAGCUCGCAGGAGAGCGUCGCCGCGCUGGUGCCCAAGGUCCUCAAGGACGGCCACGAGAUUCGUAUCCUCGUCAACUGCGCGGGUAUCCAAAAGAGGCAUCCGUGUGAAAAGUUCCCCGAUGAGGACUUUAAUGCCGUCAUGCAAGUUAACCUCACCUCCGUCUUCACAAUCACCCGCGACGUAGGAGCCCACAUGCUCAACCUCGCCCCGCACCCGACCACCGGCCGCAAGGGCUCCGUCAUCAACUACGCCUCCCUCCUCACCUUCCAAGGCGGUUUCACCGUGCCCGCCUACGCCGCCUCCAAGGGCGCCGUCGGCCAGCUGACAAAGUCCUUCGCCAACGAGUGGACCUCCAAGGGUAUUACUGUGAACGCCAUUGCGCCGGGCUACAUUGAGACGGAGAUGAACACGGCGCUAUUGAACGAUAAAGAGCGCCUCGCGAGCAUCAGCGCGAGAAUCCCCGCGGGCAGGUGGGGUACGCCCGAGGACUUCAAGGGCACGUCGGUGUACCUUGCGAGUCGGGCGAGUGGGUAUGUGAGUGGGCAUGUUCUGGUUGUUGAUGGUGGCUGGAUGGGUCGGUAAAGAGAGGUUCUGGGAAGCGAAAGGAUCCGGGAGAGAAGUGCUUCACCGGCAGAAAUCUAGACGAACAUAAUGAGAAAGAACGA
Molecule: messenger RNA, 1046 nt
Organism: Colletotrichum acutatum
Lineage: Eukaryota; Fungi; Ascomycota; Sordariomycetes; Glomerellales; Glomerellaceae
Product: 2-deoxy-D-gluconate 3-dehydrogenase
Exons: 2
Coding region: 181-963 (260 amino acids)
Molecular function (GO): oxidoreductase activity, acting on the CH-OH group of donors, NAD or NADP as acceptor
Source: RefSeq, a predicted model, not a curated record